Molecule: messenger RNA, 1208 nt
Organism: Blastomyces gilchristii SLH14081
Lineage: Eukaryota; Fungi; Ascomycota; Eurotiomycetes; Onygenales; Ajellomycetaceae
Exons: 2
Coding region: 1-519 (172 amino acids)
Biological process (GO): fungal-type cell wall biogenesis; transmembrane transport
Source: RefSeq, a predicted model, not a curated record
AUGGAGAACGAGAAUCCGAUGAUGGGGUCUAACAUGGCUUAUAUCAAUAGUUUAUGCCCCCUGAAUGCGAGUAUUCCAAUCAGGUCGAACAUAGUCACCGCUCUUUCUGAGUCCGACAUUUCUGUUAUACCGAGGAUCGCUUUGAAGAUAGCACAUUUUGAGGGUACAGCUGUUCUUCGACUGUUCGCAAAUUCAGCUCAGCCGGAGAUUGGCUGCUAUUCUGCUGCGAGUACCAACGGCAUUACCCUCGGACAGCCCCUUGCAGUAAGCAGUAUCGUGGAGCUCUUCGUUGUUCUAGCUAUCCUCUUGUCAACCUCACUGGCGAUAUAUGGAACAGAUCCAGCCUCUACGCGGGCACAUUAUGCUCAUUCACCAUCUGCCUUUGUGGCAUUUUCCAUCCUCCAUCAUAUAUACUUUACUGGUGCCCUGGCUAUGAAUUGCCCGAGCGUUCUGGUCACCUUCUGGUUGAAUUUUGCUUGGUUUUCCGGUAUGCUUUACAAUGACAAGAUGCAAGCUUGAUUGAUCAAUUAUUGGACCUGAAAGAGCAGAUACAAAAUGGUCCGCAGCGCAGUUAGCUGGAGUUGUCGAAACUAGGGGUGUUUAUUUCAAUAUCUCCAAGAUAUAUAGCCAAAACGCGUCCCUAAAAGUGAAUGAUCUGAGCAAACUCCAGACACGUUUCGAAUUCCUGUUGGCAAAGCGAGAAAGUCCGCACACAACCACAGGUCCUACAUGGCACGGAACGGCUCUAAGCCUGGGCUUCCUUAACCUGGAGACAACAGUGGAUUGCAGGAACUCUAGCCUCUGGAAAAAUUCCGGCAUCAAAUGCUUGCCUAAGAGGCUUUUCUGGUUUCUUAUUCUGGUGAUGACAGUGGCAAGUGUGAUAACUUCAUGAAUGCCAUUUUUGCGGGAUAUUAUAAACUGAAUCCUACCAAGGGUGAAUGAUGUGCUUAUUCCUGAAAUAAUUGGACUAUCUUUCUCGCAUCAGACGUCCUACGGGCAAAGUUUGUCAGGUUUUUCAUGAUCACGUCACUUGCUCUAUUCCAGCUUUCCCGAGGUGGACAGGCUACAGUCAUUGGGAUAUGCUCCAUUGUUUUCCUCAUGUUCUUCUUCAGAAUAUGCUUAAUGAUGGGGGCUACGUCCUAUUUUAUCACAUCAAGGACAGGCAGAUCCACGUUUACUCCAGAUCAGCUACUCGUCAUACGUACCAG